This is a messenger RNA of Chrysemys picta bellii (western painted turtle), 2433 nucleotides long. NCBI's taxonomy places the organism in Eukaryota, Metazoa, Chordata, Testudines, Emydidae. The record is from RefSeq and is a predicted model, not a curated record.
AGGGUCCGCGCGGGGCUGGGGAGCAGCCGGGGUUCCUCACGCAGCGAGGGGCGGAGCGUGCUCGGCGGAAAUGUGCCGAGCUGUUUCCCUUCCGUCACCGGCUGCCUCGUGACCCCGAGCAGCCCGCGGGGCCGGGCGAGCGCCGGGUGUGUGGAAGUGGCACCGGGUUGAAUUCGGGUCUCCAGAUGCCCAACGGCAAUGACGAUGGGCAGGAGUUUCACUGCUGGGUCUUGUGCUGCUCCCUAGGGCAAGACAAGGUGGCACGUCCCAAACUGCAUUUCUGGCCCUCAAGUCCCUGGCAGCGGGCUGGAGCUUCAGCUGCCCCCCUCACCCCAGCAGGAGGCUGAGUGAAGCCUCUGAAACUUUCCUGGCCAUGCUUGGUGAAGGAGCUCUCUGCAAGUCCCCUUCCACUUCUGCUGGCACCCUACCUGUGCUUUGUCAGACAUCCACACUUCUUUAGAUGCAAUGGAUCAACUAGAACAAAGAGUAAAUGAAUUUUUUAUGAAUGCAAAGAAAAACAAACCUGAAUGGAGAGAAGAGCAAAUGACGUCAAUCAAAAAGGAUUACUAUAAAGCUUUGGAAGAUGCAGAUGAGAAAGUACAAUUGGCAAAUCAGAUUUAUGACUUGGUAGACCGGCACUUGAGAAAGUUGGACCAAGAACUAGCUAAAUUUAAAAUGGAACUUGAGGCAGAUAAUGCUGGGAUUACAGAAAUACUAGAAAGACGUUCUCUGGAACUGGAUACACCAUCACAGCCAGUGAAUAACCAUCAUGCCCAUUCACACACUCCAGUAGAGAAAAGAAAGCAUAAUCCAUCUUCUCACCAUAGUACAACAGAUCAUGUUCCCGAAAAGAAGUUUAAAUCUGAAGCUCUUUUGUCUACUCUCACUUCAGAUGCCUCUAAAGAAAACACACCAGGGUGUCGAAACAGUAAUUCAUCAUCCUCUUCCAACAAUGCAUACAAUGCAAACUCUUCUCAGCCACUGGCAUCAUAUAACCUGGGCUCAUUAUCUUCAGGAUCUGGAGCUGGUGCUAUUACCAUGGCAGCAGCUCAAGCAGUGCAAGCCACAGCACAGAUGAAGGAAGGAAGAAGAACAUCCAGCUUAAAAGCCAGCUAUGAAGCCUUUAAGAACAAUGACUUUCAACUUGGGAGAGAAUUUUCAUUAUCCAGAGACUCAACUGGAUAUUCAUCAUCAGCUCUGGCAUCUACAUUAACACAAACAUUAAGUUCAUCAACUACAGAUUCACGGAGUGGUCGAAAAAGCAAAAACAACAACAAGUCUUCAAGCCAGCAGUCCUCCUCCUCAUCAUCAUCUUCAUCUCUGUCAUCGUGUUCUUCGUCGUCUGCUUUAGCACAGGAACUAUCUCAGCAAACAGCAGCAAUACCAGAGUCUGAUUCUAACAACCAAGUUGAUUGGACCUAUGAUCCAAAUGAGCCACGUUACUGCAUUUGUAAUCAGGUGUCCUAUGGUGAAAUGGUGGGCUGCGAUAACCAAGAUUGCCCAAUAGAGUGGUUCCAUUAUGGCUGUGUUGGAUUGACAGAGGCACCAAAAGGGAAAUGGUACUGUCCACAGUGUACUGCUGCAAUGAAGAGAAGAGGCAGUAGACAUAAAUAAGUUUCUUCAUUUGGAAAACAAAUGACAUCCUAAAGAUUUUAUAGAGGACUUUAACAAAUCACAUUUUGCAACCACUUAAAGAAGGAUUAAUAUAGCAAUCAUAAGAUCUUGAACUAUUAGUUUUGCUAGUUGUGUUUUAAUAUUGUAAGUAAAUUAUUUAUGCACUACUGAUGUGCUAUAAAUAUUAUUCCAGUUAGCCUUGGAUUCUUCCAGUGGCCAACAUAUGCAGACAUUUGUACUCUCAAACCAUUUUCUCAGAGCAGUGGGCAUUCUACAAUAAUUCAGUCUUCAAAGAAUUCUAACAGGAGAAGAUUUUAAAUGUAUGUUUUAUAUUCAACAGGCAUAUUCUGCUGCAUGUACUGUACUCAAGAGCUGUUAUAUAACAGUAUGUAUAUAAAUGGUGCAAAAAGUCAGUGUAUCUAAAAAGAAUAUAAGGCAGUUGUUUUUAUAAUGCCUUUAUAGCUUUGUUUCUUUGUGAAACUAAAUUCAGCAGGCUGAAGAAAAUGGUUCUUGUAUAAAGCGGGCUGGUGUCCUCUAGAGUACUUGGGUACAUAAAAACAAACUCCUGUAGAGUAAAAACAAAUUUGUGCCAUUAGUCUUUAUAUGUCUCUGCACCGAACAGGGUGCAGAUCAUAAGAAAAAGGGUGUUAAAGUGAUAAAUUUUUUAUACCAAAUGUGUUUAUUUUUUUGUGCAAGUAAUCCUUUAAAUUGGAAUUGUAUUAGGUGUUAAAAUUAAAAAAAAACAACAAACUCAGAUGUUGAUAUUGAUGCUUUGCAUACUUUGUUGGAAAAGAAUAAAACCUCAGAAUUAAUCUGUCA